Molecule: messenger RNA, 586 nt
Organism: Nicotiana attenuata
Lineage: Eukaryota; Viridiplantae; Streptophyta; Magnoliopsida; Solanales; Solanaceae
Exons: 2
Coding region: 67-498 (143 amino acids)
Source: RefSeq, a predicted model, not a curated record
CCAAGCACCUAGCUUCGCCCUGGGGCUAUAAUUAAUCAGAGGAGAGGUGGCUGAGGCAAUUUAAUAAUGAACUCAUUCCUUUUGUGGGAUCCAAAGCAAGGAGAAAAAGAAACCACGAGAAAAGAUCUUUCCAAACUUGAAUUUGUAGCCCUGGAUAUAUCGGGCAAAAGCUACAUGUCGUGGGUGCUUGAUGCUGAAAUUCAUCUUGAUGCGAUGGGUCUGGCAAACACCAUCAAGGAUAAAAAUCAGGCAUCAAACCAAGACCGUGCCAAAGCAAUGAUAUUCCUACACCAUUACCUUGAUGAGGGCCAGAAAAUGGAAUAUCUCACUGUUAAAGAUCCAGUCAUACUGUGGAAUAAUUUGAAAGAUAGAUAUGACCACCUGAAGAUGGUCGUUCUUCCACAGGCACGUUACGAUUGGACUCAUCUAAGGCUACAAGAUUUUAAAUCUAUAAGUGAGUAUAAUUCUGCUAUGUUCAGAAUUAUUUUCCAAUUGUAAUUAUGUGGUGAUAAUAUUACUGAUCAUGAUAUGUUGGAGAAAACUUUCACCACUUUUCACGCCUCGAAUAUGCUCCUGCAACAACAAU